Molecule: messenger RNA, 2837 nt
Organism: Macrosteles quadrilineatus (aster leafhopper)
Lineage: Eukaryota; Metazoa; Arthropoda; Insecta; Hemiptera; Cicadellidae
Gene: Np
Product: serine proteinase stubble
Exons: 10
Coding region: 366-2798 (810 amino acids)
Biological process (GO): proteolysis
Molecular function (GO): serine-type endopeptidase activity
Source: RefSeq, a predicted model, not a curated record
UGAUGAGUUUCGGAGCAACUGACGGUCGACGUGAGAGUAUUAACAGGGAAUGCCUGAGUAACGGUCGAGGACUCUGAGCAGGGCUGCACUGGUCUCCGGACGCCAUUGGCAGACCAGAGUUCAAUGCCUUCGCUUCGGACGAGUCUUCUUCGCGUUUACGUUAGUCAGCUGAAAGCCAAGGCCGCGCUAACACCUAUCCUUCGACCUGCUCCUGCUUCUUCUAUCCUUCCCGUCCGUCCCUGUCUUAGUUCGAUUCAGUUUUUGUGAUUCUAUAGGAUUUAUCGCUUUAUCUUUCAGAUGGUGUGACUCGGCCAUUUUCGUCCUAGACUCUUCUAGGAUAUCCCCAUCAAGUCGCUUACUCUACAAUGGACCAACAUUCAAGAUGUUCAAUAGUUCUGUUCAUGACAGUGUGCGAACUUGUAGUUUUAGGAUUAACAACUCCAGUAUGGAGCCCUCAGCAAUCUUCUACAGGAUUUGGUCGGAACAUCCGCCACCUCCCCUGUCUGAGUCGCAGGACCGGCGAGACUGGAGUCUGCAUGUUCGCCUUUUCCUGCGCCAAGGCCAAUGGCACUCACCUCGGAACGUGCAUCGACCGCUUCUACUUCGGCAGCUGCUGCAAACUCGCCGAGCAGAACGAUAUAGUCGCCGAGCCCAUAGAUAACAAUCAUAUCGCAGAAGAAUUCCCCACUUUGUCCACGGAAAGCUACCAUAUUUCCACCUACCAAUCCGUGCACAACGUAAAAAAUACUACGGCAAAACCGGCCGUUCAGUCAACGACAACGCCUAGAAAUAAACCAGAAUCUACGACACCAAAACCCGCAAAGAAACCGACGACGAAACCACCAGUAAGUGUCACCUCAGCGUACACAACGAAACCGUUCACAUCCAGCAAACCGUACACGGCCAACACGGCCAAACCGAAACCUUCCAGUCGACCGUCGCUAAAGCCACCGAGUACUGGAAAACCCUCCUUGACCUCCAAACCCUCAUCAUCCUCUAAACCCUCCACUAACACGACCUCUUCCAAGCCGCCACCGUCAAAACCCUCUUCAAAACCCCCUUCAAAACCCUCUUCUUCAAAGCCAACGUCGAGACCGUCCAGCAAACCCUCGGUAUCGUCAAAACCAAAACCCUCUAAUGCGACAACUUAUGCAAAACCUGGACCGACGAAACCCGUCAACGGAACUGCCACCAAGCCGUCAAAACCGUCACCUACAAAAAGACCGACAAUCUCGACAUCCUCAAAGCCUUACAUAGCCACACAAAAACCGUCGCUGUCGACGUCAAAGCCAUCGUCGAAACCUACGAACAAACCAAAGCCUUCGUCGGCGAGACCUCCGACAAAACCAACAAGACCAGUACCAUUGGUGACGGCGUCGACGACGGACCCUAACUACGUCAAGUUGCCGGUGGUGACCGCCACGACACAGAGACCGACCUCCGAGGUGACGGUCAUCAGCAACGAGGUUGUACCGAAGCCCGCAUCAGAGACACCGACCAACGUGUCAUUGGAACACGAAGAGGAAUCCUCCAACGUGAUCGGUCCAACCACCGCCUCACCACUAUUGGUCACUUGGACCACCGUUGACGAAGUGCCUGUGCCUCCCCUUCCCAAACCAGCCUCCACGCCGAGCUCCACUCCCGUCAAAAAUGAAACGAAGCCAACGACAACUUUUACAGAGACUACGCAAUCCUCGCCAACUUGGGUACAAGUUUCUGUCUCUACUCCAUCUUCUGCUACAGAUGCAGCGAAACCAGGGCCAGUGUCUAGUGUUGCUUCUACUUCCCCAACGUCUUCUACGACUCCCCAACCUCAAAACCAGACUGAGGCAACAACCCUUGAAGUGACAUCUGCGAUCUCUUCCGCGACAACUCCAGUUGCCAAGUUCAACGAAACCUCCACUACCUCCACUUCCUCCACUUCCUCAAUUCCCUCGUCCAACGUCUCAGCCUCCUCCCUUCCGGAAGUCACAACAGAGGUCCUCCACAACGAAAUCAACACAGAAAACGUCAACAUGUCCGACUAUCUAGAUGUCUGCGGUCGACGACUCUUCCCUCAAUCAAGGAUCGUGGGCGGAGAUAAGGCUUCAUUCGGCAAAUGGCCUUGGCAGAUUUCACUGCGCCAAUGGAGAACUUCCACCUACUUACAUAAAUGUGGAGCAGCUCUUUUGAAUGAAAACUGGGCCAUCACAGCCGCUCAUUGUGUGGAAAACGUUGCCCCGAGCGAUCUUCUUCUUCGACUUGGAGAGCACGAUCUAUCGCAGGAAGAUGAACCUUAUGGUUAUCAGGAGCGCAGAGUCCAGAUAGUUGCGUCUCACCCUCAGUUUGACCCAAGGACCUUCGAGUAUGAUCUUGCUCUCCUGCGUUUCUACGAACCAGUCACCUUCCAACCCAACAUUAUCCCGGUCUGCGUCCCACAAGAUGACACUAAUUUCGUAGGAUCUACCGCAUAUGUCACAGGAUGGGGAAGACUUUAUGAAGAUGGACCCCUUCCUAGUGUUCUUCAAGAAGUGUCUGUGCCUGUGAUCAACAACACUGUCUGUGAGACAAUGUAUAGAGCUGCAGGAUACAUCGAACAUAUCCCAGAAAUUUUCAUUUGUGCCGGCUGGAAGAAAGGAGGCUUUGACUCUUGUGAGGGAGACUCAGGGGGGCCCAUGGUGAUCCAACGCCCAGACAAGCGAUGGCUGCUGGCGGGGGUCAUCUCCUGGGGUAUCGGCUGUGCAGAGCCAAACCAACCAGGUGUCUAUACCAGAAUAUCUGAGUUCCGAGGAUGGAUAAACCAGAUACUUCAGUUCUAAAUCAGAAAAGACAGUGUUUUGGUUUAGCAUUCAACUCAA